Anoplophora glabripennis (Asian longhorned beetle) is the source of this 1401-nucleotide messenger RNA. RefSeq lists its product as uncharacterized. The transcript is spliced from 7 exons. Lineage: Eukaryota; Metazoa; Arthropoda; Insecta; Coleoptera; Cerambycidae. The record is from RefSeq and is a predicted model, not a curated record. Gene Ontology annotation, molecular function: protein binding. The coding region runs from base 76 to 1200 and encodes 374 amino acids.
AUAACUUUCUCGAAUUCCUCUCACAAAAAAUAAAUUGAUAUUGUUAGGUUAUAAGUGAAAUUCAAAUGAAGCAACAUGGCUUUGGAUGGAAGAUCCAGCGAUGCCUUAACCGACUAUGUUGACAUUCGUCAUAAAUUGGAAGAGAUUUUAAAAUUAAUGUUAGUUAUCUGGUGCCAAGAGAACAAAGCCUUAAAUCUUGUGUCAACGUCACAAACUGAGUGCGACAAAACUGUUAUAGUUCAUCGAGAAUCGGGAGAAUUUGGGUUUCGGAUUCAUGGAUCAAAGCCAGUAGUAGUAUCGGCCAUUGAACCUGGAACACCUGCUGAGACGUCUGGUCUCGAAGUGGGUGACAUUGUUUUGUCAGUAAAUGGGGUCAGCGUACUUGACAAAAGUCAUUCUGAGGUAGUGAAGAUCGCUCAUGCAGGUAGUGAUACUUUAAAAUUGGAGGUUGCAAGAACAUGUUAUGCUUUAAACCUUCAAAAAGAAAAUUAUAAUACAUCAAGAGCUUUAUACAGUGGAUAUCUAUGGAAACUGGGAGGAUAUGCGAGUGGAACAACGACUAAUAAAUGGAUAAGGAGAUGGUUUAGUUUAAAACAAAAUAAUUGCCUUUACUAUUAUAAGACUGAUAGCGACAAACAGCCUGUGGGGGUUGUUAUGCUGUUUGACCAACAAAUACAGAAACUGGAAGAUGAAGCUGGAUCCAAACCUAAUCGUUUUGUAAUUCAACGACCAGAUGGCGUGCCAUUGCACCUGGCUGCUGAUAACAGUACCGCUCAAGAGAGAUGGAUGGAAGUAAUAAGCAGGGCUAUAGCCGACUCCCAAAAAAUAGACGAUUAUUUGAACGAAGCCAGAAAGAAUUUAACCAUACCGCCUAGUGCUAUUUGUCAACCUGAUUGUUUUGGAUAUUUAAUUAAGUUGGGAACGCAAUGGAAGUCUUGGAAUAGAAGAUAUUGCGUUCUUAAAGAUGCUUGUAUUUAUUUUUAUCAAGAUGCCAAUGCUAAAAGCGCUUUUGGAGUGGCUUGCCUGCAUGGAUAUAGGGUACAACAGUCUGUGUCUGGAAGUAAAAAGCAUGCUUUUGAAGUCAUACCACCAGAUCCCAACAAAAAGUAUUACUACUUUCAUACCGAAUCUGAAGCAGAUAGAAAAAGGUGGUUAGCAGCUCUGGAGUAUUCGAUAGAUAGAUGGUUAAAAAUUCAGUAAAUAGUUGUGAAAACCCUAUAGUAAUUUUAUAAUAUUUUUUUAUACAAAUAUUAUUUAAUAAUACCAAAUAAAUUAUUGUAGCAUAAAAGAGGCGCAUGUUUUUCCCUCUGUAAUCCAAAGCUCAAACUAAUUUUAUUCUGUCUUAUUCAUUUAAUAUUUCAGAUAUGAAUUGUGCACUGCCAGUAUAUGUUAUUAAUAAAU